AACAAAAUUAGGAAAACUGAAAUGAAAUGAAGAGAGAAUUGGAAAUUCACGUUGUAGGAAAGAGAAGAGGAGGGCUAUUGGGAGCUCUUCUUAUAGUCAAUAUGCUCAUGGCGACCCGUAUGUCACUCUCUUCUUGCUCACUCCUCCUUAAACACACUUGUCCUCCUCCACGCCUCUUUGCCCCUAAACAUUUACGCAAAUCCCAUCCCUGUCCUCUAUGGUCUUCUUCCUUCUCUCUCUGUCUUCAUAAAUCCACCAUCACCACCUCCUCCUCUUCUUCUUCCUUCCCUCCUUCACUCUCAGUCUCUUCUUGCUCUUCUUUCUCUUCUGCGCCAUCAAUGGCGGCCACUUCUGCUUCGGACGACUCCAUCCACUCCAACCCACUUCUCCAAGACUUUGACUUUCCACCAUUCGAUGUUGUUGAAGUCAAGCACGUGCGUCCCGGGAUUCGCUCCCUCUUGAAGAAACUCGAGGAUGAUUUAGUGGAACUGGAGCGCACGGUUGAACCGUCGUGGCCAAAGUUAGUGGAGCCCUUGGAGAAGAUCGUGGACAGAUUGAGUGUGGUUUGGGGGGUAAUCAACCAUCUCAAGGCUGUCAAGGAUUCUGCCGAGCUUCGCUCCGCCAUUGAAGAAGUCCAGCCGGAGAAAGUUAAGUUUCUGCUAAGAGUGGGGCAAAGUAAACCUCUCUACGAUGCUUUUAAAGCUAUUCAAGAUUCUUCUGAUUGGCAAUCACUCAGUGAUGCACGUAAACGCAUAGUGGAAUCCCAAAUAAAAGAAGCGGUACUCAAUGGCGUUUCUCUUGAAGAUGAUAAAAAAGACCAAUUUAACAAAAUUCAACAGGAACUGGAAAAGCUGGCUCAAAAAUUUGACGAGAAUGUAUUGGAUGCGACAAAGAAGUUUGAAAAAUUAAUUACUGACAAGAAAGAAAUUGAAGGAUUGCCAGCUACUGCACUUGGAUUGGCUGCACAGACAGCAGUGUCAAAGGGACAUGAAAAUGCUACUGCUGAGGAUGGGCCCUGGGUGAUAACAUUAGAUGCUCCAAGUUUUCUCUCAGUCAUGCAACAUGCUCGAAAUCGGACUUUGCGUGAGGAAGUCUAUCGUGCUUAUGUGACUCGUGCAUCUAAUGGGGAUCUUGAUAAUACAUCAAUCAUUGACCAAAUUUUGAAGCUUAGGUUGGAAAAGGCUAAGCUUCUAGGUUACAAUAACUAUGCUGAGGUAAGCAUGGCAACCAAAAUGGCAACCGUUGAAAAAGCAGAAGAGCUUCUUGAGAAACUUCGCAGUGCUUCCUGGGAUGCUGCAGUCCAAGAUGUGGAAGACCUAAAAACUUUCUCCAAAAAGCAAGGUGCACUAGAAGCAGAUGAUUUGAACCACUGGGACAUCAACUUUUGGAGUGAAAGGCUUCGUGAAUCAAAGUUUGACAUCAAUGAGGAAGAAUUGCGUCCGUAUUUCUCUUUGCCCAAGGUUAUGAAUGGUCUUUUCAACCUUGCAAAAACGCUGUUUGGAAUUGAAGUUGAGCCGGCUGACGGUCUGGCUCCGGUGUGGAACAAUGAUGUUAAAUUCUACUGUGUCAAAGACUCUUCAGGUAGCCCUAUUGCAUACUUCUAUUUUGAUCCAUAUUCUCGACCGGCCGAGAAAAGAGGUGGUGCAUGGAUGGAUGAGGUUGUUUCUCGAAGUCGUGUCUUGUCACGCAAUGGUACCUCUGCAAGGUUACCUGUGGCCCACAUGGUGUGCAAUCAAACACCACCUGUAGGAAGCAAGCCAAGUCUAAUGACCUUCCGUGAGGUAGAGACUGUCUUCCAUGAAUUUGGUCAUGCACUUCAGCAUAUGCUGACUAAUGAGGAUGAGGGUCUAGUUGCUGGUAUUCGGGGGAUAGAAUGGGAUGCUGUUGAAUUACCCUCACAGUUCAUGGAGAAUUGGUGUUACCAUAGGGAAACUUUGAUGAGCAUAGCAAAACAUUAUGAAACUGGGGAGAGUCUUCCUGAAGGCAUAUAUUUGAAGCUUCUUGCAGCUAGGACUUUCCGUGCUGGCUCCCUAAGUCUCCGUCAGCUAAGAUUUGCAUGUGUUGACUUGGAGCUGCAUACAAAAUAUGUUCCUGGUGGAUCUGAAUCGAUCUAUGACGUUGAUAGGAGGGUUUCUGAAAAAACACAAGUGAUCCCUCCGCUUCCGGAAGACAGAUUCCUUUGCGGCUUCAGCCAUAUAUUUGCAGGUGGAUAUGCAGCUGGAUACUACAGUUACAAGUGGGCUGAGGUGUUGUCGGCUGACGCUUUCUCUGCAUUUGAGGAUGUUGGAUUGGAUGACAGCAAGGCUGUCAAAGAAACGGGAAAAAAGUUCCGAGAAACUAUACUUGCUCUUGGAGGUGGAAAAGCGCCUCUUGAGGUUUUUGUGGCAUUCCGAGGGCGAGAGCCUUCACCAGAGGCAUUACUCAGGCAUAACGGCUUACUAUCGGUUACCGCCUCUGCUUGAGUUGCGAAGGUUCAUGCUACAUCAGGCUGUUAAAAGAAUAUUCACAUUAUGGUCUCUGCACAUGGGUUGAAAGAUAAAAUAUCUCUGCAUGUUUUGGAAGAUCCAUUUAGUUUUAUUUAUAGUUUGAUUUAGCAAACAAAGGAACACACAAACAAUAAAAAACAAAGAAAGAAAGAUAUAUUUGUACCAAUUGCUACCUUGGUCCAUAAAUUCUAGAAAGAUAUAUUUGUACCAAUUGCUACCUUGGUCCAUAAAUUCUUGAAGUUUUAUUGGGAUAAGUGGUUCAUUUUA
Molecule: messenger RNA, 2753 nt
Organism: Ziziphus jujuba (common jujube)
Lineage: Eukaryota; Viridiplantae; Streptophyta; Magnoliopsida; Rosales; Rhamnaceae
Product: probable cytosolic oligopeptidase A
Exons: 17
Coding region: 27-2462 (811 amino acids)
Biological process (GO): proteolysis; peptide metabolic process
Cellular component (GO): chloroplast
Molecular function (GO): metalloendopeptidase activity
Source: RefSeq, a predicted model, not a curated record